CCAGGGCUGCACCCAGACAUGCACUCAGGCAAUACGUGCACAGCUCCUGCAUGAGGAAGCAGGAAGAGUUUGUCCUUAAAUUGUUCAAUAAACAAAGACACAGAAACGGGAGUCAAGCAGCGGAGAAGGAGCCGAGCGGAGCGAACCAGCUGCGAUACUUGGAAGUAGAAACGAGGUGACCCCUUGCCCAUCGUCCCAAGAUGUCGACCAACAGUAGCAUUCAGCAGCAGUUUCAGGAUCAGUGGAACGAUGUGCUCGGGAAAAUCGCCUCCAAGCAGGUGUUUCAGUCCGACUGGGAUAUCGCUGCCUUUGUCAUUUUCUUUACAUUUAUCGGGCUGAUUCUCCUCCUCAUCCUCCUCGUCCUCAUCAGAUGUUUCUGCUGCUGCUGUUGUGACUGUGACUCGACUGGGAAUAAGAAACAUUACAAACAAAAGAUUGGCGUGGACAACCGUGGUAUGGAGCUAUAACGCACUCUGCGUUAGUGACUGACAGCGCAUGGAGCCAAUGAAAACAGAGACAUUGUAUUCCUCUCUCCUGCUGAUAUGAAGCCACACCCCCUAGGGAAAUGUUAAAUAGUUCGUAAUAGCAGAAUUAAUUCAUAAUUAAAGUCAGUAUAGGGAAACUAACAAAUAAAAAGCAAAUGGAACUUAAA
Messenger RNA from Pelobates fuscus (common spadefoot toad), 652 nucleotides. It is a transcript of the gene SMIM22, whose product is annotated as small integral membrane protein 22. Lineage: Eukaryota; Metazoa; Chordata; Amphibia; Anura; Pelobatidae. The coding region runs from base 201 to 467 and encodes 88 amino acids. Gene Ontology annotation, biological process: regulation of cell population proliferation. The record is from RefSeq and is a predicted model, not a curated record. The transcript has 4 exons.